GUCGUCAUUGCGCAGAACAGUUUGAACCAAAAAGCGGAGAGUGACCUUCCUCAGAUCUCAGUCUGAGACAGAGACAGAGACGGAGAGGGGCACCACGGAACCAAGAAGCCGGUCUCAGCUCCUGCACUCCCCCGCCUUAGCCUCAGAAAUGAACAACAACUUAGUCGGAGAUGAAGUCGGGAAACUUUUUGUGGGUGGAUUAGACUGGAGCACCACACAAGAGACGCUGAGAAACUACUUCUCACAGUAUGGCGAAGUGGUAGAUUGUGUCAUCAUGAAGGACAAAACUACAAAUCAGUCGCGAGGCUUCGGCUUUGUUAAAUUCAAAGACCCCAAUUGUGUACGGACAGUGCUGGAGACAAAGCCACAUAAUCUUGAUGGAAGAAAUAUUGACCCGAAGCCAUGCACUCCCAGAGGAAUGCAACCUGAAAAGUCUCGAACCAAGGAGGGCUGGAAGGGCAGCAAAGCCGAUAGCAAUAAAUCAAAGAAGAUAUUUGUAGGUGGAAUCCCCCAUAACUGCGGCGAGCCUGAACUCAGGGACUAUUUCAAUAGAUUCGGAGUGGUCACAGAGGUGGUAAUGAUCUAUGACGCGGAGAAGCAGAGGCCCCGAGGUUUUGGAUUUAUUACUUUCGAGGCCGAACAAUCAGUGGACCAGGCUGUCAACAUGCAUUUUCACGACAUCAUGGGCAAAAAAGUGGAAGUAAAGAAGGCCGAACCUCGUGACAGCAAAGCUCCUGGGCAGCUUGGCCCUGGCCAGUGGGCACCCAGGGGCAUCUUGAGUGCAGCUAAUGGUUGGACGGCACAGCCUGCCCAGGGCUGGCAACAGCCUUACGGGCCACAGGGAGUGUGGGUGUCGACUACUGGCCAGCCCAUAGGCGGGUAUGGACCUCCGUUGUCAGCAGCCCGGGGAACCCCCACACAGCCUCCAUCACCUUUCAACGCUGCAUUCCUGGUCACGGCCCCGGCGGGCGGCUUCGCUGCACCUCAGGGUUACCCUCAGCAGGGCUACACCACAGCACCUCAGUUUGGUUACAGUUUCGGCACACCCCAAGCAGACCAGUAUGCUCCACAGGUUCCUCCUCCUCCCACCACUCCAGGAACUGCACCGCUGGGCUUUGCCCCCGCCACCACACCAACUCAGGACUUGAGCAAAGCUCCCACUGGGCAGCCUGACUUCCCUUAUAGCCAGUAUGGCUUGGGUAACUACCCUCAGGACCCCUCUGCCUACGGACCAACGCGUCCUUCUCACAGUUAUGGUCAGGAUGAGCAGGGAGGAUAUAGUGCAGGGUACGGUCAGGAUCUAACAGCGUUCGGACACAGCUUCGCAGACCCCAGCCAGCAGACGGCCUCGUACGGAGCUCCGACAGCACAACCCGCCGCCGCUCCUCAGCCCGCCGCAACCGCCUUCGGCAGAGGGCAGAACCACAACGUACAGGGCUUCCACCCGUAUCGACGCUGACUAGGACCCCUGGAGGGGGCAGCUGUGUAAAAUUCAAAAAAACAAAACAAAAACAAAACAAAACAACAAAAAAAGAAGUCAGGGAAAUGUGUGUUCUUGCUUAAAAGCGAAAAACUGGAGUUUGGGAUUGUUCUUUGGGAAUGUUGAGUGCAGACCGUUUGUGAAACAGAAACCUUUGUGAUAGCAGGGAUUCCAGUAAAUACAAAAGGGGUGUAAAGAAAACCCACCUUUUUUUAAUUUUUUUUUUUAUUAUUAUUUUGCAUAACUUAAAGAACGUUCAGCAGAGAGAAGCUUUUAUCCCCCCACCUCCCCAUCCCAUGUUUUAUAGUAGAAAUGAACUACUUUGCAAUAAUUUUGAUUGUCUGGUCAAACACUAGCACAGAGACUAUAUGUAAAGAGACUUGCUUAUAAAUAUGAAUAUGUAUAUUUAUGGUGGACACAACUGAAACAGGGUCUCAAGUUUCCUCAGCUUUAAAUUCUAGGGAAAAAAAAUGUUUUUAUUUUUCAUUUGGUGAAUUUUGUUUACUUUCUGAGCCUUUAAAGUUUGUUUAAAAUGAGAUUAUGAAUAUAUAUAUUAUACACGAACUGUGCAAUUUUUUAAAAAGAGACUUUUGUACUAUAAAUGUACACUUUGCUUGUUUUUUUAUUUAAAGAUGUAGACUUCCCUCAGGUGGCUGUUUUGGGUGCAUUUUUUGCACUUAUGCAAAAAGAUAAAUGACAAAAUUAAUACAUAAAUAAAUGUUUUAAGGAAACCAUGA
Mugil cephalus (flathead mullet) is the source of this 2217-nucleotide messenger RNA. RefSeq names its product DAZ associated protein 1 (gene dazap1). The record is from RefSeq and is a predicted model, not a curated record. Gene Ontology annotation, cellular component: cytoplasm. Gene Ontology annotation, molecular function: RNA binding. NCBI's taxonomy places the organism in Eukaryota, Metazoa, Chordata, Actinopteri, Mugiliformes, Mugilidae. The transcript has 13 exons. The coding region runs from base 149 to 1459 and encodes 436 amino acids.